Messenger RNA from Klebsormidium nitens, 2956 nucleotides. The record is from the annotation of a GenBank genome assembly. NCBI's taxonomy places the organism in Eukaryota, Viridiplantae, Streptophyta, Klebsormidiophyceae, Klebsormidiales, Klebsormidiaceae.
GUAGGACCAGCACGUUUUUGCUGGGCACGGGCUUUUGAAAAAGAGAACAUCAGUUUAGCUGUUGUACAAAGCUUCCGAGCGGCAGGGACAGGGCAACACAAUGCCUUCAGAUGAUGAGGACUCUGAGCUGCAAGCGUUGAGGCAGGCGGCAAAAGAAAGGCAGAGGCCGGGGACAGAUGGGGGCUGGAGCUCAAUUGAGGCAUUGAGGGAGAAGCAGCGAAGGGCGCAAGCGCAGGCUCAGCAGCAGGCAAGCUUCUUUCAAGGGCCGAGAAGCGCGGCGGAAGACGGAGGGGCCAAGUCUGGGGAUGAUGAAGAAGAGGAUAAUGAGGAUGACGAGGCUGGCCCGGUUCCGGAUGGCGUCAUGGUCGAGGACGAGGCGGAAAUGCAUGAGGGCCUGCGCGCCGCGUUCCCCACCGGCUUCGGCCGCCAGGAGGCGAAGCGCGAGGCGCUCGAGAACGUGCACAGCAAAACGAAACGGCCUGGGGCGGGGGCAGCUCCGAAAAAGGGGAAGAUUGCAUUCAACAUUGGGGGUGCCAGCAUUGCUCAGGAUUCUGUCAUUCCGGGGGGCAAGGAAGCACUGGCGCGCCCAGUCAGUGCCAGGGAAGGGGAGAAUGGAGAAGCGGCUGCAAAGCGGGCGAGAGUAGACGGCGGAAUGAAUGCGGUCAGAGGCCCUGCUGGGGCCAGUCAGCCUGAGUUCGACAGGGCUGGCCCCAGUGGAAACGGAGCUACGACAGGGCCUUUUGGUUCUGACGCUAGGAUUCUGCAAGAUCGUUUAAGAGACGGUUCAGAAGAGGAAGAGGAAGAGAGGGUUGCCGGGCCGCCCCAUCCUUCGGGGGGAUCAGACGAAGACGGGGGGGUGGCUGUGGGGCCACCGCGACCCCCCCCAGAGGAGCUCGUGGGGCCCCCACAGCCCCCUGGAAAAAGUUCGGCCGGUUUGGACGGGGAGUCGGACGGUUCGGACGCAGAGUCAGCCGAUUCGGACAAGGACGAAACGGAUUCGGACCCGUACAGGAUACCGCUGGAGCACGAGAUCCGGCUCAAGGGGCACACGCGAGUCGUGUCGGCGCUGGCGGUGGACCCAACCGGGUCAAGGGUGCUAACCGGGGGUUACGACUACGUGGUUAAGAUGUUUGACUUCAACGGGAUGGACGCACGGCUGAAGAGCUUCCGGCACUUGGAGCCGAGCGAGGGGCAUGCGGUGCGAGCGCUGAGCUGGAGUCCGACGGCGGACCGCUUCUUGGUGGUUACGGGGUCGGCGCAAGCCAAGAUCUACGACCGUGACGGCGCGUGCCAGGGCGAGUUUGUGCGCGGCGACAUGUACAUCCGCGACGCCAAGAACACCAAGGGCCACAUCACGGGCUGCACCUACGGCGAGUGGCACCCCGCCGAGAGGCAGACCGCGCUGACGUCAUCCGAGGACGGGACGGUGCGCAUCUGGGACGUCACCAACUUCAAGCAGCAGAAGCAGGUCGUCAAGCCCAAGCUAGCCCGCCCCGGGCGCAUCUCUGUGACCACGUGCACGUGGGGGCCAGGUGGCAAAACCAUGGCCGCAGGACUGGCGGACGGCUCCAUUCAGAUAUGGAACGUCCGCGGCGCUUGGGGCAGCCGCCCGGAUCUGUACGUCGAGAAGGGACACACGAACGGGGAGGAGAUCAGCGGGCUGUGCUUUGCCGCGGACGGGAACAUGGUGCUGUCGAGGGCGACGGACGGAACGCUCAAGGUCUGGGACGCCCGCAAGUUCAAGGCCCCCGUCGCCGUCUUCGGCGACCUGCCCAACUCAUACGGGCAUACGAACGUCGCCUUCAGUCCGGACGAGCAGCUCAUUGUCACGGGGACUUCUUACGAGAAAGGGGAGGACGCGCCGGGGGGCCAGAUCGUGUUCUUCGACCGGGAGAGGCUCGAGCUGGUGCGGAAAGUGGGGAUCGCGCCUACGCAGAGCGUUGUGCGCGUGCAUUGGCACCCUAGACUGAAUCAGAUCUUCGCGAGCGUUGGCGACAAAAAGGAGGGCGCCACGCACGUGCUGUACGACCCCGCGCUCUCGGAGCGGGGGGCGCUCGUGUGCGUCCCCCGCGCCCCCCGGAAAAAGUCGGUCGACGACUACCUGGAAUCCAAGCCGCUCAUCCACAACCCGCACGCGCUUCCGCUGUUCCGGGAGGAGCUGUCACGGAAGAAGACCCGGGAGAAGGCGCGGAAAGAUCCGGUCACGUCGAAGCGGCCGGACCUGCCCGUGUCGGGCCCGGGGAUGAAGGGGCGGAUCGGGCAGGCGCCGGGAAGCCUGCUGACGCAAUACCUGCUCAAGGAGCGUGGGCUCAUGAAGGACAAGGCCGCCGAGGAAGAUCCUCGGGAGGCCAUCUUGAAGCACGCGGAAGCGGCCGCGGCAGCGCCCCGCUUCAUCGCACCCGCAUAUGCAUCGACACAGCCACAGGCCGUGUAUUACGAGUCAGAAGAGGAAGAGAAAGACGAGUAAAUACGCCAAGUCGUUUUUGCUGCAUUUUUAUGGGCUUCUACCCUCAGGAGGGCAAAUGAGCUUGCCCAACAUGGGUCGUCGCUUGAUACGAAGAGGCGUAGGCAGAGGCUUGUCCUAUUCUUCAAGAAUGAGCAAUGUGGCGCUGUUUGUGCUGGUCUACGAGACGACAACUCCGUUGCGAGCGACUCGACUUUGGCGCACUCUUUCUGUGUUAUUCGACCAGUAGAUCUGCUUGGUCGAGCGUCAUGUUGGACAAUGUUCGAUGGUUUGCGAUGGUCGGCUUGUUCGUCGCAGGUGGUCAUUCAACAUCUCCGAGUCGGACAGCCGUCCACUUCCAGCCAUUUUUGUGUUGAUUCCAGUCUCUCUUCAACGUGAACUUAGAAAGUCCGGGGCUACCCGCGUCGGAGCCAAGCAAAGAAGAGCGUGUAUGAGGUUCUCGUCAACAUGCCGUAGGGCCUUCACUUAUAACUCAACAUAAGCUUCCAUGGC